CUCUUCCAAUCCUCCUCCUCCUCCCACCGCUUUCCUCUCUCCCUCUCUCUCCCUCUCCCCGUCCACCCCCGCUGUGGCCCGGACCACGGAAAGACCGGACCCCCCGGCCCUCCUCUGCCCCCCACCCGGGCCAGUUCUUCCUUCUCCUCCUCCUCCUUCCCGGCCCCUGCCGCCUUGCCAAAAUGCCCCCUUCCUCCCUUGGUGUGUCCCCUCCACCCCUCGCCUUCCCGGCGCUUUUGUCCCCGUCCCGGGCCCUCUGACCGUUGCUCAGCCGGCUGGUGACCGAUGGGCGAGCGGGGCGCUGACCGCAGCCCGUCUGUGAUUUCGUUUUUAAGAAGAGGGAAGAGGUUGAGCCCAAACGGAGGGAACUAACUGCCUCGGAUCUGCUCGGGGCCUGAACGCCAGUCUCCUUCUCAAGCUCUUGAGUGAACAAGUUCCAUCUUCCUUGCCCUCUUCUCCUUUUCUUCCUUCCCUCUCUUCCCCCCCCCGCCCCAUCCUCCCAAAUCCCAUCCCCAUUCUCAAUCAUUUUGCCUCCCUCACAUCAAGUUGGCAGUUUGCUGCUCCAUCUGUUGCCGAAAACCCUUGGUUGGAACGGAAAACGGCCGUUUGGGGACGGCUGCCGGAAGGAAAUGCUAGAGAUUGAAUUUUUCAUCUUGACGUUCGCACUUCACUCUCCUCUGACUGAGGGACUCGGUCUCAGCUCAAGAAUCGACUCUCGGUCCUCAUUUCAAUUUCAAAAGUUUGGGGGACUGAGUCUUGUCUCGUCUGAGUCUUGGGGACCGGUACCGAGACUGUCAAGAUGGAUGUUCCUGAGAAAAAGAGGGCUAGUUGACCUCAAUUAGAGACUUUAAUAAAACCUCCAAAUGAAAGAUUUUAUUUGGAUGGUCAAUAACUGAUUUACAGGGAACUGAGCAUCCUUUCUCUUUCAAUUUAAAUGUCGGUGCCCCGAGAGGAGUUACAGUUACUUGAGAAGACUAAGUGGAGCCCGAUUUGUUCCAGACUCGCUAAUUGAAAUCCCGGCGGCCAUACAGAAUCGGAGAGGAUGGCCGGGGCCGCCGGACCAGGACCCGCCGCCUCAGCCACCCCCGCCUCAGCCACCGUCGCCUCAGCCACCGUCGCCUCAGCCACCGUCGCCUCAGCCAGCAUCGCCUCAGCCAGCGCCUCGGCCGGGGACGAGUCGUCCGACAGCGAAGCGGAACACGAGGGGCCCCAGAAGCUGAUCCGCAAAGUGUCCACCUCCGGACAGAUCCGGAGCAAGACAAGCGUUAAAGAAGGAAUACUAUUAAAGCAAACCAGUUCUUUCCAGAGGUGGAAAAAACGUUACUUCAAACUCCGAGGCCGAACGCUCUACUACGCUAAGGAUUCAAAGUCUCUAAUAUUUGAUGAAGUUGACCUGUCAGAUGCCAGCGUAGCUGAGUCAAGCACAAAGAACGUUAACAACAGCUUCACGAUAAUAACCCCAUUCAGAAGACUGAUAUUGUGUGCCGAGAACCGAAAGGAGAUGGAGGAUUGGAUCAGCUCACUUAAGUCUGUACAAUCCAGAGAACAUUAUGAAACGGCACAGUUUAAUGUGGAACAUUUCUCAGGGAUGCAUAACUGGUAUGCGUGCUCCCAUGCCCGACCUACUUUUUGCAACGUGUGCAGAGAGAGCCUCUCUGGAGUCACCUCCCAUGGCCUGUCUUGCGAAGUGUGUAAAUUCAAAGCACACAAAAGAUGUGCUGUCAGAGCAACAAAUAAUUGCAAAUGGACCACCUUAGCUUCCAUUGGGAAGGAUAUCAUUGAAGAUGAAGAUGGUAUAGCUAUGCCCCACCAGUGGCUAGAGGGCAACUUGCCCGUCAGUGCUAAAUGUGCAGUCUGUGACAAGACCUGCGGAAGCGUUCUGCGCUUGCAAGAUUGGAAGUGCCUUUGGUGUAAAGCUAUGGUGCACACUGCCUGCAAAGAUCUGUAUCCUCGCAAGUGUCCGCUUGGCCAGUGUAAGGUAUCAAUCAUACCUCCAACUGCACUUAACAGCAUAGACUCUGAUGGGUUUUGGAAAGCAACGUGCCCACCAUCUUGUGCAAGCCCUCUGUUAGUUUUCGUCAAUUCUAAGAGUGGAGACAAUCAGGGAGUAAAGUUUCUUCGGCGAUUCAAACAAUUGCUAAAUCCAGCUCAGGUGUUUGAUUUAAUGAAUGGAGGACCUCAUUUAGGCUUACGUUUAUUUCAGAAGUUUGACAAUUUCCGGAUUCUUGUGUGUGGAGGAGAUGGAAGCGUUGGUUGGGUUUUGUCUGAAAUCGAUAAACUCAGCUUGCACAAACAGUGUCAGCUGGGAGUCUUGCCUCUUGGUACCGGAAAUGACCUGGCCCGAGUUCUCGGCUGGGGUGGGUCUUGUGACGACGACACCCAGCUUCCACAGAUCUUGGAGAAGUUGGAACGGGCCAGUACAAAAAUGCUAGACAGGUGGAGUAUUAUGUCUUAUGAGCUCAAAUUGCCAACGAAGGCCUCUAUUCUUCCGGCCACUCCAGAAGAGGAAUCUGAGGAAUGUCAAAUGUCAUCUUAUGAGGACUCAGUUGCUGCCCAUCUUGCAAAAAUACUAAAUUCUGAUCAGCAUUCAGUAGUCAUAUCAUCUGCCAAGGUAUUAUGCGAAACCGUAAAGGACUUUGUAGCCAAAAUCGGGAAGACAUAUGAAAAACCAGUGGAGAACACAGACGAAGCAGACGCCAUGUCCGUUAAAUGCUCAGUACUGAAUGAGAAACUUGACCAGCUGCUCCAGGCGCUCCAUGCCGAAGCCCAAGCCUCACCAGCUCCCCCGACCAUCAGCCCCCCCAUUGUAGAGGAAGAACCCGGGGACUUUUCAAGUGAAGACUCCUCCCUGACAGACAGUAAAGAACAGCCUUUGGAGGGCAUCACAAAAUCUUCCACGCAGAAAAUCUUCAAACCAAGGGAGUUGAUGUUGCGAGCAAACAGUUUAAAGAAAGCAGUGAGGCAGAUCAUUGAACAAGCUGAAAAAGUUGUGGAUGAGCAGAACAGUCACACGGAAGAUCAAGGGAUCCAAUCUCCUCCCAUAGAUGAUAGUAAAGAAGCAGAUGAAUUUAAAGAAGAUGAUAAAGAUGAUGAUGCAAAAGAGUGUCUAUCUGCUAAAACUGCACCUCGAUCACCUGAUAGGCGUACAAGUGGAGUGUUUUCCCAGCCUAGUUCUGUCUCUGGCCCAGUCACGGCAGCCAACAAAGAAAAUCUCCCUGUGCUUAACACCAGGAUAAUCUGCCCAGGUUUAAGAGCGGGAUUAGCUGCCUCAAUUGCCGGGAGUUCAAUUAUCAGCAAGAUGUUACUCGCAAACAUCGAUCCAUUUGGGGCUACGCCAUUUAUUGACCCAGACCCAGAUUCACUAGAAGGAUAUUCAGAAAAAUGUGUCAUGAACAAUUACUUUGGAAUUGGAUUAGAUGCCAAAAUUUCAUUAGAAUUUAACAAUAAGCGAGAGGAGCAUCCAGAGAAAUGCAGAAGUCGGACUAAAAACAUGAUGUGGUAUGGCGUGCUUGGAACCAAGGAGUUAUUGCAGAGGACUUAUAAGAAUUUGGAACAAAAAGUUCAGCUCGAGUGUGAUGGACAGUAUAUUCCCCUCCCAAGCCUACAAGGCAUAGCUGUACUAAACAUCCCAAGUUACGCUGGCGGAACUAAUUUCUGGGGUGGAACUAAAGAAGACGAUAUAUUUGGUGCCCCAUCAUUUGAUGACAAGAUUUUGGAGGUCGUGGCGGUUUUUGGGAGCAUGCAGAUGGCAGUUUCAAGAGUCAUUAAACUACAGCAUCACCGAAUAGCUCAAUGUCGGUCAGUAAAGAUCACCAUUCUUGGAGACGAAGGGGUUCCGGUACAAGUUGACGGAGAGGCCUGGAUCCAGCCCCCGGGGAUCAUUAAAAUCGUACACAAAAACCGAGCCCAGAUGCUAACGAGAGACAGGGCGUUUGAGAACACCCUGAAGUCUUGGGAAGAUAAACAGAAGUACGAUACUUGCAAGCCUGCCCUCCGACCUCAUCUGUACCCACAACAGGCCGUUGAUUUGGCAACGGAAGAAGAGGUGUCACAGAUGCAGCUGUGUUCACAGGCGGCAGAAGAACUCAUCACCAGGAUCUGUGAAGCGGCAAAGAUCCACAGCUUGUUGGAACAGGAGCUCGCUCAUGCUGUCAAUGCCUGUUCUCAUGCAAUGAACAAGGCCAAUCCAAGAUUUCCCGAAAGUCUUACCAGAAACACUGCCAUUGAAAUAGCUGUCAAUGUGAAGGCACUCCACAAUGAAACAGAGUCUUUACUAGUCGGAAGGGUUCCUUUGCAGUUGGAAUCUCCCCAUGAAGAGCUGGUAUCUACUGCCUUACACAGCGUGGAGGUGGAACUGCAGAAACUAACGGAGAUUCCGUGGCUUUAUUAUGUUCUUCAGCCAAAUGACGAUGAGGAUCCUCCUCUGGAAUAUGUUAAAAGAAACAACCGAAGUACAGUGUUUCGCAUAGUGCCAAAGUUUAAAAAGGAAAAAGUUCAGAAGCAUAAGUCCAGCCCUCAACCUGUUCAAAAGUGGGGCACAGAUGAAGUUGCUGCUUGGCUGGAUCUGCUCAGUUUGGGAGAGUACAAAGAAACCUUCAUCCGCCAUGACAUCCGAGGGGCUGAGCUUUUGCACCUGGAAAGGCGUGAUCUUAAGGACCUGGGGAUAACGAAAGUGGGUCAUAUGAAGCGAAUUCUCCAGGGAAUUAAAGAGCUUGGAAAGGGCACUCCAUUGGCUGAGGUGUGAUCAUUCUGGUGCUAUCGAGGGAGAUCUGCAAGUUUAUGCAAAACGCUCAGGCCCCGGCAGGCCUUGAAGUUUACUAUGUGGAUAAAGUCAGCAGGGUAAAACGCUUGAUUUGAGAUACAGGAAUAGGUUUUGUGCCAAACAAAGUACAUUCCGUGAAGCCGUUUCUUGUUGUGCUAGCCCGAUACGUUCAAAUAUGCUUAUAUUGUAUUGGUAAAAUAUUAGGAGGAUGGCAGCCUGCAUUCGCUGGAGAAGGCAACUACGAAAUGAUGAAUUUCCCCUCCACCUGGUCUGAUAUCAACCUCUUUCAGUGCAACAACAUAUCACUCUACGGGAAAGGGUUUUCAGGGUGGCCUAUUCUGAGGCACAGCUUCUUCCUAAGGAUAUCACAUCAGAAGAUUGAGAUUCCGCCAGUGCGGUUUUGCAUGUGAGACUGUCGUCGCCUCAGGUACCUAACGUUCACUGGUCAAGGAAUAUGGUUAAGAAACCUUGUGUACUCUGAACGCAAGCUCUAAUGCAUGGUGUUCCUGCCUGAAUUGUCUUUUUUUUUUUUUUUUGGUUGCAUGACAUAUCAGAUACUUUAAAACUUGAAGAAUUCAGUUUUAAUUUAUUAUUAGCCGAGUGUCGCGGUGAGAGGCAUUUUUCUAUUCUUAAGGCUGUACUUUGCAUCAACAUUCUUUGGCGAAGAACUUAGAUGUGAACAUGUUGUGUUUGUGCCAUAUUCAGAAAAUGAUGUGCAUUUUACUUAAGCUUGCUGUUUUUCCAUCCAUGACGUUACAUAGGUCGGUUAAGGAACUUCUUUGUGGAUUUUGAUAAGCCCCGUUCCUUCACAAAACCCUUUACUCUGCUUUCCUAAGCCAAAAAUUCCAUGAGUUUCGUCAUGGUUCUUGCCAACAUGGGAACCAUUAUCCUAUUCCAUGUAGAUAUUUGCUCUACAUACAGCACACUGAACAGUUCAUACAGUUUUUUGUAAAGCAUAAUGCUAUCACAAACAUUGUGUGCUCCACACAUUUAGUUGUGUGUGUACAGCUGACCACUGUGAUAAAAAUAAGUAGAGUUCUGACCCAAGAAUGAACAUUUCCGUACGGCUUCUAGUUCACUGAGGAUGCUCAGUUAACACCGAAGAACAAUUUGGACAGGAGGCAAGUUUGACAUUGAGUAACCAUUGAUUUCCCAGAUAAUUAUUUGUCAAUUGUGUUCAAAUCAAAGCAUUUAUAGAAAGGGAAAUUAAAAUUACCAUAAAAUAUAGACAGAAGUGAAAUUUAAAUUUGUGACACUUAAUUUUACAUGAUUUGCCUAAAGCCGGUACUUUUCAAAUCUGUUUGGAUGGGCGCGGAGCCAGAAAUGAAGCUGCUGGUUCCCAGGUGGCAGAUGGAUAAAUGGUGUUACGAGUUUAUUUCGUAACGAGUCAGAUCUGUGAGCAGAUGCUAAUUUAUCUCAAAGCAUGUUUGUCAUGUUACUGCCAGAGAACAGGGGCCAAAUAGUUUAAAAUAAGGGUCACCGAAAUUACUCAAUGUUAAAAGGAGCUUGUUUCCAUAACUACUAUUUUCCCCUUAUCCCUAAAUGGCCACCAUUCUAUCGUUUACAAUUUCCCCCCAACCCGCACUCCCUCGGGGCUGUGAUCUUGUUUCCGGGAGCUUAGAAAAGCAGGGAAAACUCAUUUCUAAAAUCUCAAAUAGAAAAUGUUUAAAAACGAGACAUUUGGCAUUUACCAGCCGUGUCUAAGUGAAACUUUAUGCCGCAUUGAAAAAGUUAUUUUAUUUUUAAGCCAUUGGAAAUGUGUAGAGCAGAAUUAACAAACAAAACUAUUGAAAAACUACUCAACGUCGAUCCCUUUAACUUCCUUCAGGUGACCUCUGUUGUACUGGAAAUUUUAGGGAUUUUUGCCCUCUUAUCCAUCUUCAAAAUUUGCAGCUUCAUAAAGAAAGCGACCUCAUUGGUAAAUGGCUGGCCUCCAAGUAGAAUUAAUCUUCAUCUGAGGAUCCCGAAGCAGCUCCGCGGAGGGAUUAUAUUUGCUUUCACCAUUCUGAGGGUUGAUAUACUUGUACGGAAGGGAGCGGGCGUUCCUGCAGCGUGAAGCUUUUUCGGUUUUCACAUCAUUUGUAUUGUCCUCUCCCAAGCGCUUAAUACAGUGUUCUGCGCUCAGUAAAUAUGAUUGAAUGAAUCAUUGGGAAAGCUGUAGCCAUAGCUCUGUCCGUGGCUGACACUGUUUGAACACUUGGACUGAGCAGGGAGGAGCCUAAAACCGUUUCUCCACCCAUAAUGUCGUACUGCUCUUGGGUGAAUCGUCACCCUUGCCUUGUUUUCAAGAUUUCAAAAUCGUGAGCCUUUUCGGGGCCAAGGACCCGGUCUAAUUCUCAACCGUGUGUUGUUCUUUUUGUUUUGUUUUGUUUUCCCAAUGCUUUGCACACCGGCGUGUGAUAGCAUCGUGACUUAGUUGUACAUCGCGCAUUCAGUCAGAAAGAGAUUGUCAGAUUCUUCCUGGUGAAAGGAUUGGAUAAAUAGUAGGGGGGUGCACUAUUCAGGCCAUCUGUAAAUUAUUGAUCUAGUGCAUUGAAUGUUGGUGAUGGUCUGGAAGUUAGUGUAUGCCCCUCUCCUCACUCUCCCCCUCCCGUCCCCCGUCCACUGAGAGAAUAUUUUGUCACGUGUCGGGCAGGAACCUCCCCGAUCAUUAUUUCAGCAAACAAAUUCACUGGAACCUUUGCUAAAUUUGUUUUGGGAAACUGCCAUUACAGUCAGAUUAAUCGUAACCUAACUGCCAGAAGCUCUGUUUCAAAUACCUGAGCACUUUGAAAGUCUGAAUAGAAGCGCACUGUCAAUUUUGUAAAGGAUAUUUUCCCUAGGGACCCAGGAGAGCAAACUUGUAUGUGAAACCGGAUUUGAAAUUCUAGGUAUCAGAUGGUACAUAUGCUGCCUUUGCAAUCUGGAAUUCUUUUUCAAGAGACAGUGUGGUGGUAAAGAAAUGUGAAGAUUCCCCAUUUUUAAUUGUGUAAAAUCAACUUGAUACUACAUUUCUGCUUGUUUCCUCUUUUGCCUCUUUCAAGCAGUUUGGGUUUUGUUUUGGUUUUUUUUGUAGAAUGUAAAGAUGGAAGCCAGGGAUGGGGAGGGGUGUGUUUGGGGAAGGAGUGUGUGCACUUGCGUGCAUGCCUUUCUUUAUCAAAGACCAAAGCUUGGAGGAAACCCCUUUUCAUCCAAGCUUUGGUCUUUGAUAAACUCUUAAAAAAAAAAAAAA
Molecule: messenger RNA, 7973 nt
Organism: Ornithorhynchus anatinus (platypus)
Lineage: Eukaryota; Metazoa; Chordata; Mammalia; Monotremata; Ornithorhynchidae
Gene: DGKH
Product: diacylglycerol kinase eta
Exons: 34
Coding region: 1043-4744 (1233 amino acids)
Biological process (GO): intracellular signal transduction; diacylglycerol metabolic process; lipid phosphorylation
Molecular function (GO): ATP-dependent diacylglycerol kinase activity; protein binding
Source: RefSeq, a predicted model, not a curated record